Molecule: messenger RNA, 1128 nt
Organism: Heterostelium album PN500
Lineage: Eukaryota; Evosea; Eumycetozoa; Acytosteliales; Acytosteliaceae
Product: ankyrin repeat domain-containing protein
Exons: 1
Coding region: 1-1128 (375 amino acids)
Molecular function (GO): protein binding
Source: RefSeq, a predicted model, not a curated record
AUGUCAUCUUCAAAUCAAAAUAGCAGAAAAUUAUUUGAAAAGUGUAAAGAUAACAAUACUCAAGAGGUACUCUCGUUGUUGGAUAAAAAAGAUGAUUUAAGAUUAGAUGUAAAUACAAAGUUUGAAGGUGGUUGCACUGCUACCUUCUUUGCUGCUUAUCAUGGCAAUGUAGAGCUUCUAAAACGAUUGAUGGCCUGUGGUGCAGAUAUAAAUUUGACAGAGGAGAAUGGUGUAUCGCCGCUCGCAGUUGCAUGUGUACAGGGAAAGAUCGCUGCUGUCGAGCUGUUGCUCAGCGAGAAUCACGACCCAAGUCAGAGAGUCACAGGACUGAUCGGUGCUUGUCAGUAUGGAUACGCUCAGGUGGUUAGACGUCUGCUCGACACUGGUAUCGAUGUCAAUAUAGAGGUCGACGAUGAGGGUGCCACACCGCUGUAUGUCGCCGUCGAGACUGCUCGUGAGGAGGUUGUCGCACUGCUGCUAUCGCGUGGUGCCGACCCAGCAAGACAUCGUCUAUUCUACUACCCAAUACACGUUGCAACACAGAUAUCGAAUUAUCCAAUCAUGGAGAGAUUGUUAAAGUCAGGUGCUAAGCCAGAUGUUAGAACACGUGACGGUGCCACAUCGUUGCUCAUCGCCGCACAGAAUGGAUUCAUAAGAGCAGUCGAUAUACUACAGAGUUACAAAGCAUCGCCCAAUAUUCAGAUGGUCGAUGGCUCCAGUCCACUUUAUGUUGCUUGCUCUCGACACCAUGCCAACACUGCUUUGAAACUGCUGGAUUCACCCGAUAUCGAUGUCAAUCUGAAACUAGAGGAUGGCACUACAGUUUUGCACGUUCUAGCACAAUAUGGAAAUACUAGUCUGAUAAAGGAACUACUCGAUAGAUUCUCAACAAAGAUUGAAUACGACGCAAAGAGAAAAGACGGAACUACACCACUGCUGAUAGCAGCUAGACACGGACAAUUCGAAAUAUGUCAAUUACUCAUUGACAAAGGAGCAGAUCUAAAUGCACAAUGUGACGGAGAUACACCACUUUCAGUUGCAACAAGAUAUGGUAGAUCAGACACAAUCAGAGUACUCACAGAAGCAACUAAUAAAUUGAAAGAAAAAGAAUCAAAAUCAACAGAAUGA